This is a messenger RNA of Lagenorhynchus albirostris (white-beaked dolphin), 2023 nucleotides long. RefSeq names its product notchless homolog 1 (gene NLE1). Gene Ontology annotation, molecular function: protein binding. The transcript has 14 exons. Gene Ontology annotation, biological process: ribosomal large subunit assembly; Notch signaling pathway. Gene Ontology annotation, cellular component: nucleolus. The record is from RefSeq and is a predicted model, not a curated record. NCBI's taxonomy places the organism in Eukaryota, Metazoa, Chordata, Mammalia, Artiodactyla, Delphinidae. The coding region runs from base 141 to 1679 and encodes 512 amino acids.
UCCAUUUAUUUGAGGCCAGGCGCGGAGCGACACUUCCCCUCCUCAACACCAGAGGGCGAUGUGGCGGAUUGCAGCACCGCUGGACCACGGGGGCGGCGCUCCGUCCCGCCGGAGUUUUCCCUUCCACGUGGGGACACAGGAUGGCGGCGGCGGUGGUGGCGGACGAGGCGGCGACGCGCGACGUGCAGCGACUGCUAGUGCAGUUCCAGGAUGAGGGCGGUCAGCUGCUGGGCUCCCCAUUCGACGUGCCCGUGGACAUCACCCCGGACAAGCUGCAGCUCGUGUGCAACGCGCUGCUGGCCCAGGAGGAUCCCCUGCCACUGGCUUUCUAUGUCCAUGAUGCCGAGAUCAUCUCGUCUCUGGGGAGGACACUGGAGUCACAGGCGGUGGAGACAGAGAAGGUCCUUGACAUCGUCUACCAGCCACAGGCUAUCUUCAGGGUUCGUGCUGUGACCCGCUGCACCAGCUCCUUGGAGGGUCACAGCGAGGCAGUCAUUUCUGUGGCCUUCAGCCCUACAGGAAAGUGGCCUCUCUUCUUCCCCAGGUACCUGGCCAGUGGCUCUGGAGACACUACUGUGCGCUUCUGGGAUAUCAGCACUGAGACACCACAUUUCACAUGCCAGGGACACAGACACUGGGUCCUUAGCAUAUCCUGGUCCCCAGACGGCAAGAAGCUGGCUUCAGGCUGCAAGAAUGGCCAGAUUCUCCUGUGGGACCCAAGCACAGGGAAGCAAGUGGGCAGGACCCUUGCCGGCCACAGCAAGUGGAUCACAGCCCUGAGCUGGGAGCCCCUCCAUGCCAACCCCGAGUGCCGCUACGUGGCCAGCAGCUCCAAGGACGGCAGCGUGCGGGUCUGGGACACGGCUGCGGGCCGCUGUGAGCGCAUCCUCACUGGGCACACACAGUCAGUCACCUGUCUCCGGUGGGGAGGGGACGGGCUUCUCUACUCCGCCUCCCAGGACCGCACCAUCAAAGUCUGGAGGGCUCAUGAUGGCGUGCUGUGCCGGACUCUGCAAGGCCAUGGCCACUGGGUGAACACCAUGGCCCUCAGCACCGACUACGCCCUGCGCACGGGGGCCUUUGACCCAGCCGAGGCCUCAGUUAAUGCCCAAGACCUCCAAGGGUCCUUGCAGGAGUUAAAGGAGAGAGCUCUGAGCCGCUACAGCCUCGUGCGGGGCCGGGGCCCAGAGAGGCUGGUAUCUGGCUCAGAUGACUUCACCCUGUUCCUGUGGUCCCCAGCGGAGAACAAGAAGCCCCUGGCACGGAUGACGGGGCACCAGGCCCUCAUCAACCAGGUGCUCUUCUCCGCGGACUCACGUGUCAUCGCCAGCGCCUCCUUUGACAAGUCUAUCAAACUGUGGGAUGGCAGGACGGGCAAGUACCUGGCCUCCCUGCGUGGCCAUGUGGCUGCCGUGUACCAGAUUGCAUGGUCGGCCGACAGCCGGCUCUUGGUCAGUGGCAGCAGUGACAGCACACUGAAGGUGUGGGAUGUGAAGGCCCAGAAGCUGGCCACAGACCUGCCAGGCCAUGCGGAUGAGGUAUACGCUGUCGACUGGAGUCCAGAUGGCCAGAGAGUGGCAAGUGGUGGAAAGGACAAAUGCCUCCGGAUUGUGCAGUCGUGGAGAGCUUGGUCCACCUGUCUCCUGGGACUUACCAGGAGACAGGAGGAUCAAAGAUAGAUGGAGGAGAUGAGAAAUCCCAAGGAUCCCCACCUGGACUCAGCCUCUGCCAGCUGUCUGCCCUGAUGGAGACCAAAGGCCGGGGUGAUGACCUUGAGAAUGAGCGUGGCCUGCCGUCCUUGGACAGACCCCAGUAGCAUCCCUCCCCAGAGCAGGAGGUCGAAGGUCAUGGGAGGUUCUCACUGAGCUCAGCCCUUGGCCAUCACUUGGUAGCUCGCUGAUGCCAGCACAGGGGAGGCCGAGCGAUGACUGGCCCUUACUGCUGCCCCUGCCUCCUUUCCUAAAUGCCGUCUAUUUAGGGUCAGACCCCAGAUUCUGUGACCAAAUAAAUAACUUAUAGUUUG